AUGUUCACAUUAAAUGAAGUCGAGUGCCUUGGUGCAUGCGUGAAUGCCCCGAUGAUGCAAAUCAAUGAUGAUUACUACGAGGACCUCACAGUUGAAGAUGUGACGCGAAUUCUCGAUGAUCUCAAAGCCGGGAAAAAGCCUAAGGCCGGACCACAAAGCGGACAAGGCCACCGUUUUGCAUCGGAACCGAAACAAGGUUUGACCUCCCUGACCACCGAACCUCCCGGUCCCGGAUUUAAGGUUCGGGCGGAUCUGUGA
Messenger RNA from Echinostoma caproni, 258 nucleotides. NCBI's taxonomy places the organism in Eukaryota, Metazoa, Platyhelminthes, Trematoda, Plagiorchiida, Echinostomatidae. The record is from the annotation of a GenBank genome assembly.